Molecule: messenger RNA, 2329 nt
Organism: Spizellomyces punctatus DAOM BR117
Lineage: Eukaryota; Fungi; Chytridiomycota; Chytridiomycetes; Spizellomycetales; Spizellomycetaceae
Exons: 15
Coding region: 69-2174 (701 amino acids)
Biological process (GO): mRNA cis splicing, via spliceosome
Cellular component (GO): U2-type prespliceosome; U1 snRNP
Molecular function (GO): protein binding; RNA binding
Source: RefSeq, a predicted model, not a curated record
CUGGGAGCCAGCCAAAAAGUAGAGGUAUUUAGCGUAUCCAUUCCAUUGUCCUUUGUGAUCCCACCAGCAUGUCGUGGCAUUUACCUGCCGGAUCCGCAGCCCUCCCACCGGCACUCCCAGGACCUCCACCAGGUGGUCAGUGGACAGGAUUACCUUUACCUUCAACUAUGGCCACAGGAGUUGUCGCUGGUGGAGCUUCCGGCCAGCCUUCAACAAGUUGGACCACGCAUAAUACCAGUGAUGGCAAAGUAUACUACUUUAAUACUGCCACAAAGCAGAGUAGUUGGGAGAAACCGGAAGAGCUGAAAACACCUCUUGAGAAAGCACUGGCCAAAACAUCAUGGAAGGAAUACACUGCGGAAAACGGUAAAAAAUAUUACUAUAAUACGGUGUCGAAGAUUACAACUUGGGAAAUGCCCGCGGAUCUGAAGGCUUUGCUGGACGAUAGUGCUCAUCACGCGGCGACGCACGGUCAGGGUCCGGAAACGGCGGUUGCGUCGAGUGCCAAUACCACACCCGUAACCAGACGUGACAGCGAAAGGCCUUCCGAGCCAAAGACCAUUGAAUUUAACACCAAAGAGGAAGCGGAGGCAGCCUUCAGACGGCUAUUGUCAGACAAGGGAGUUACACCAGAAUGGACGUGGGACGAAACUAUGCGUGUUAUCAUUGGUCAUCCCAUAUAUCGGGCACUAAAGACACUAGCCGAACGACGAUCAGCGUUUGAAAAAUAUGUUGAAGACAAGCGUCAAGAGAACGAGCACAAGAGGAAGAUGAAAUACGCACAAGAUCGCCAAAUGCUACGUGAACUAUUCGCUGAAUGCUCAGAUAUCAAUCCCAGGACUCGAUACAGGAAAGUGCUAGACAUCUUUGCAAAUCAUACAGAGUUCCAAUCUGUGGAUGAGCAUGAUAGAGAGGCCAUCUUUGCAGAGUACAUAGAGGAUAUGAAGGCAAAUGAGAAGGAAGUCCUUCGCGAGACGAGAAAAGAAAAUGUGGCGAAGUUUGAGCGGAUCCUUCAGCGACUCACACUCGAAAGUGCCAUCACACUUGAGACCACAUGGGUGCAGGUUCAGGAUCUGUAUAAAGCGCAACCAGAGUAUCGUGCGGAUCGAAAAUUGCAGUCUAUGGAACCCACCGACUUCCUACUCACCUUUGAGGCGCAUAUGAACGAUCUUGUCGCGAAAUUUCAGCAAAAAAUGGACGCGGAGCAUCGCAUGUUGCGGCGUCAAGAACGGCUGAAGCGGGACCGGUUCCGUGCGCUGCUUGGUGAAAUGCGGGAGAAAGGCUUGAUGCAUGCAAGAACCAAGUGGUUAGAUGUCUAUCCAGUGAUCUGCAAUGAUGAGCGAUUCAAUGCAUUACUUCAUCAGCAUGGAUCAACUCCAGUGGAAUUGUUUGGUGACGUUAUAAUGGAACUCAUUGAUGAAUUUCGCCCACACAGACGUGCUGUGGAGGACCUUCUCAAGGCACUAGAUAUCACUGUUCGUCCGGACACAUCCUUCCACGAGUUUUCUUCAUACGUGGAAGGGGCCCAAUUAGGAUCUGUUUCGGCGACUACUCUUCGUCUGAUUUUUGAUGAGCAAAUAGAUAGGGCUCUGAUGCAGGAAAAGGAAGACAAGCGACGUUCAGAGAAAAAAAUCCGCAAAAAGAUGGAUGCUUUCAAAUACGUGCUCAAGAAGCUAGAUCCAUCCAUCACGAUAGAUUCAAGUUGGAACAAGGUGGAGCCGUUCGUCAAAAGCACCAGCGAAUAUAAUACGUUGGACGAGUCGCAACGUGUAGAAGUUUUCAACAAAUAUCUUGCACGACUUAAGGAGAAAGCUGAGAGAAAAAGCCGAGCCAAUAACAGCAAGUCUGACCUGGAAGACGAUGAUGAAGAAGGGUCUCUUCGCGAGGAAUCUGAUCGAAGAAAGAAGAGAUCGUCCAAGCAUGAGAAAGAGCGGGACAGGGACAGAGAGAGAAAGAGGCAUCGGCGACAUCGUUCUCUAUCGAGCGGAGCUGAGGAAGAAAGGUCUCGACACAAGCGAAAGAGGGGUGACAUACGGUCUGGAGAUGAUGGCUCCGACUUGGAAGACGGUGAGGAACGUAAUGAGCGCAAGCGCCAGAGUCGUUCUGAAUAUCAUGAUUCACAUCGGGACGGUGGACGACUGGAUGACAGCGAGGAGGAAGGGGAGGUUCGAUGAGCACGUUGUUUUGUUUAGAUACCUGCUGUCAAAUUUGAUUUUGUUACAUAUUUUGGAGGAAGAAAUGUGCAGGGUUUGUUCCAAAGAGGAAUAUAAUUGUGCUUAUAUAAACAGGGAGGUCUGCGGAAUUUAAGGAGUAGAAACUUUAUAACCCA